Carassius auratus (goldfish) is the source of this 2056-nucleotide messenger RNA. RefSeq names its product immunoglobulin superfamily member 3-like. Bases 1088 to 1633 code for a protein of 181 amino acids. The transcript has 2 exons. The record is from RefSeq and is a predicted model, not a curated record. Lineage: Eukaryota; Metazoa; Chordata; Actinopteri; Cypriniformes; Cyprinidae. Gene Ontology annotation, cellular component: membrane.
ACAUAAUAACAUCAACAACACACCUGACAGUUUACAGAGCUCGCUGCUCUCCUCUAAACUAGUGGAGAUUACUGGUAGCGUGUAACUUCGUGCAACACGCUACGUAACACAUGCGAAGCAUGCGCUGUUAAAAGGUUAUUCGAGGAUGAUGUCAAACAGACUGUAAAUGAACUUGAGUAGGCUAUCGUUCAAACUAAAACGCACACGUAAAUGGCAAUUCUUAAUGAUAAGCAUCGUCUGGACUUCUAUCAAAGUAAAAGGCGCUUGCGCUUCUAAUUCAGGAUAAACUGCGCCGUCGCUAGUGACAACUGAAUCUAGGCAACAUAAUACUGUUAACAAAAGUGAUUUAGCCAUCCAAAACUGUCUAAAGCAGAUUUAAUAGACCGGGACACAACUGUAGUGGUCUCUGGUAGGAUUCCCUUAUUUACUAUCCUCAGGCACCAGCCCAUGAUUGAAAGUAAGAGAUGGGCUGGGCCGCCUCUUUGUGACAAUAGAGAAGAGCUGAAGGUGAUCACGGGACCGGCAGAAUCACCGUAUUGCUCUUCACGGAGAACAGACAGAAGCACCACAUCUUCUCUUCAGUCUGACAAACCUACCCCAAGUUUACCCACGACCACAGUAAGCUGGUGAUUUGACGCGAACUGGACGAGCUGGUCUCACUCCUCCUCCACGCGUGGGCUGCUCGCGCUGGGAACCGGAGAGCGGCACGAGAGAGCUCCGAUCCACCCCACCGUUCAAAUCACUAUGUUGGGAUUCAUUCGUGAACGGCGGAUGUAAUUUAUCGGAGGCAGCCAUCCAAAGGCUUUUUCAAUUGCACACGCGUCUUCUUAACAAACACGGCUGUUGUUCGGAGGCUGGACAUCCGUCUUUUAACCGCGAAAGACGCAUUUGACUCGGGAGAGACUGAAUCGUUGUGGAGUCGGUAUACGCACUUUCACGCGGUCCGAACAGGUGUACGCAUUCAGAACUCCAUCCGGACUGAUUUCUGAAGGACUGAGUGACGAUUAGGAAUUUAUAACCACAUUUGCAUUUUUUUUUUUCCUUUGCAAAAUUUGGACUUCAUCGGCAGUGCAGAAACAGUAGAACUAUGGAUAUCAAAUGGUUUACUAUAGCCUUUGCGUUUUUGGUGGUCUCAUGCUUGGCCCAGCGGCAGGUCACAGUUCAGCCGGGGCCCUUGAUCCGGACGGAAGGCUCUCACAUCACCAUCUGGUGUAACGUGACCGGCUACAAGGAAGGGGUCGAGCAAGACUUUGAAUGGUCCAUGUACCUUUAUACCACUCCCGAUCGAGAGAUCCGUAUUGUGAGCACAUCUCAGCACAACUACGCCUAUGCCUUGUAUGCCCAGCGUGUCAACAGCAAGGAGAUCUACAUCGAGAGGCUGAGUGGAGACUCUGUCCUGCUGCACAUCACCAAGCUGCAGGCCACCGACCAGGGCAUGUACGAGUGCUACACUCCCAACACUGACAGCCGCUACCUGGGCUCCUACAGUGCCCGUACCAACCUCACCGGUGAGCCCCCUCUGAACUCUCACUUGACCCUGAUUUAUAAUAUAGCAUGCUUCCUACAGCAAUGUGUUUUUGCAUUCAUGAGCUUUAUUCAAACCGGACCGGUUUUCCCGCAGGAGGCUGGGUAAAUGCGUGUUUCACAGACGUACUUUGUGAUUUUAUUCUUAUCUGAAUCAAACACAUCUGUGAUUUUCUUUCACAACCUAGGUGCAAAUUACAGAGAAAAUUACCUACCGUUUUUCAGAUAACUCAGGGGUCCUCUGAGAAAUCCAAUUCCAUCCGGAUAGCAAUGUCUGUGAUUUGUGGGAUAUUAUUAUUAUUUUUUUUUCUACUCAUUUUUUUGACCUUUCAUUAAAAGGCAUAACUAAAGCUGUCAGUCAGCUCAAGUAGAAUGUUAUAGUUACAGUAUUGUCCUUGGAUUUAGACAUUUUCCACCAGCUUUCUGUAUAAAAUGGUUGGUGGUUCAAGCACUAGUGACAGCCCAUCCAAUUUAAAAAGAGAAUUAAAUCUAUAAAAGAUUAAAAAGAGAAUUUAAAAAGAGAAUUAAAUCG